Molecule: messenger RNA, 989 nt
Organism: Apis laboriosa (Himalayan honeybee)
Lineage: Eukaryota; Metazoa; Arthropoda; Insecta; Hymenoptera; Apidae
Product: plasma membrane ascorbate-dependent reductase CYBRD1-like
Exons: 5
Coding region: 209-952 (247 amino acids)
Molecular function (GO): oxidoreductase activity
Source: RefSeq, a predicted model, not a curated record
UUUAUUGAUUGUCAUAGAAUUCGAUAUAAUUUUCUAUUGAUAAAAAAAUAUUUGUUAUAUUUUAUUAAUUAUAUCAAUAAUGUCAUAAUUAAUAUGUUAUAUUUAUUUAUCAUAUUUGUUAUAUUUUAAUAUACUUUUUGAUAUAUGUUGCUUAGAUUGGCGAUAUAAAAUCAACGUUAUCACAAUUUGAUUAAGCUUCGUGAUUGAUAUGGAGCAAAUUGAAGAGAGAUCAUCUGAAAAUCUUGAGGGAUUUAAACCAUUAACUAUUCUAAUGCAAAUCAUUGGAGCAACAUUGAUAAUUCUAGUUAUAAUUUGGUGUAGCAAUUAUAGAGGUGGUUUCGCUUGGAAUUCUAAUCCAGAAUUAGAAUUUAAUUGGCAUCCUCUUUUAAUGGUUAUAGGAUUUGUUUUUCUAUAUGCUAAUGGAAUGUUAAUAUAUAGAACACAAAGAAAUGCACGAAAACAAAAACUGAAAUUAAUUCAUGCUAGUAUAAUGUUAUUAACUAUUGUAUUAGUUGUAAUUUCACUUGUAGCUGUGUUUGAUAGUCAUAAUUUAAAUCUAAAACCUAUUCCAAAUAUGUAUAGUCUUCAUAGUUGGAUUGGACUUACUAGUAUAAUUUUAUUUUGCUGCCAGUGGCUUGCUGGAUUUCUUUGUUUUUUAUAUCCAAAAUUACAAAUUUCAUUACGAACUUCUUACAUGCCUAUUCAUGUAUACUUUGGAAUCGCAGGAUUCAUUGGUGUAAUUACUUCUUGUCUUUUAGGACUUAAUGAAAAAGCAAUUUUUGCUUUAAAAGAAAACUAUUCCAAGCUUGUAGAUGAAGCAAUAUUAAUUAAUGUAAUUGGAUUUUUAUUAAUUCUUUUUGGUGGAUUAUCAGUUUAUUUGGUAACACAAGAACGUUAUAAACGUUUUCCUAAAUUAGAAGAUGAGGUAUUAGUUAGUAAUAGAACUCAAUAAGUAAUUAUAUUAUAUAAUAAAUUUUUUUUCUAUUAAA